GGAAGAGGCCUUCAAAGCGACGGAACUUGUUUAGCCAAAACUGGUCUUCACCCGUCUACGGCCACGGCGUCAGUAUGGACUUCAUAGUAGGCAGCUUCCGCACACCUUCACUCUGGCUACUACAAUUCAACCCUGAGACCUCCAGCUUAAAAAUCGUAAAAGAGCAUCCAGCUAUCGGCGGACAUUCCUGGCUCUCACUAUCCAAAGACAAGAAGAACCUUUAUACCACAGUCUGGGCCGAGAAACCAUGCAUAGCCUCCUACGAAAUUCGAUCUGGGGGCCGAGACAUCCAAUUCCUGAAUGCCAAGCACGUAAAAUCUCUUGCUGGAUAUGUGUGUAACAACGAGACACAUGUCUUCUCGACUAGUGGUCCUUCUGGAGAAGUGUUCCGCAAGGAGGCUGACGGGUCGCUGGGGAGCUUGGUUCAGGAACUUGACUUUGUGACUGGUCAGGGAGAGAAUCAAUCUGAGAAGAGAGGCGAAGUGGCGCAUGGGGACUUUGGGGGUCUGAGGCAUGGUGCUCAUUCUGCGGAUCUAUCGCCGGAUGGCAAAUAUUUAUAUGUUGCGGACAUUGGACGAAACUGUAUCUGGACGUACAGCGUUACGCAUUCGAAACGAGGAACUGAUGAACUGCCAUUGAAGUUUGGAACGAAGCAUAUCUCGCCGAGAAGUCAUGAUGGACCUCGUCAUACCUGGCCACAUCCAAAUGGCAAGAUCUUGUAUUGCUUGCAGGAGCACAGCAGUAUGGUCGAUGUUUUCAGUAUAGCAGAAGAUGGUGUCACCCUGAAGCAUCUUCAAGGCGCUCCUGUGCUUCCUGAAGGCAAAGACUGCAAGAACUACUGGGCGGAUGAAGUCAGGUGCUCUCUUGGCCCAGAUCCACAGAAACCACGGCAUCUUUUUGCCUCCAAUCGAGGACUCGAUGCAAGCACAAUGGGAUAUGUUGCUGCUUACGUCUUGAAGGAAGAUGGAACGUUGGGGAGCGAGACCCCUCUUGACAUUUGGGAGACACCCACUUCUGGUGGACUUGCGAAUGCUAUUGAAGUGGCGCCCUAUGAUCCUAAGCAUGGAAGUAGCGAGUACUUGGCUUUGUGCGAUAGCGAGGAAGGGGUAGUGUCUGUUCUGAAGUUUGAUGGGAAGAAGAUCAGUGAAGUUGCAAGAGUCAGCUUGGGUAAGACAGAAGAUGGAAAGGUCAUUGGCGCGGCUACGCCAGUGUGGUUAUAAAGCAGAUUUUGAGGAUCAUGGCUACUCUCUGCACUGCACCUGCAACUCCUGCACCCUUAUCCGAGUACCUCCACAAUAGAUACUCUAGUGC
Messenger RNA from Pseudocercospora fijiensis CIRAD86, 1311 nucleotides. RefSeq lists its product as uncharacterized. The record is from RefSeq and is a predicted model, not a curated record. Bases 75 to 1220 code for a protein of 381 amino acids. Gene Ontology annotation, molecular function: 6-phosphogluconolactonase activity; protein binding. The transcript has a single exon. Lineage: Eukaryota; Fungi; Ascomycota; Dothideomycetes; Mycosphaerellales; Mycosphaerellaceae.